Cyprinus carpio (common carp) is the source of this 2964-nucleotide messenger RNA. RefSeq names its product Rho guanine nucleotide exchange factor (GEF) 39. Bases 1091 to 2383 code for a protein of 430 amino acids. The transcript is spliced from 18 exons. Gene Ontology annotation, cellular component: plasma membrane. The record is from RefSeq and is a predicted model, not a curated record. Gene Ontology annotation, biological process: positive regulation of cell migration. NCBI's taxonomy places the organism in Eukaryota, Metazoa, Chordata, Actinopteri, Cypriniformes, Cyprinidae. Gene Ontology annotation, molecular function: guanyl-nucleotide exchange factor activity.
CAGGUUUUUGGGACCAAACAAACUUACUCUUGAGUGACAACAAUAACCUGGCCUGCAUGAAAACUGGUCAUCACAAGGUUUCAAUCGCAGUAUUAAAGACUAAAGCUCAGCAGAAAGGAACAGAAGACGGUGAGGGGUUGUCUAAUGAGACGAGGGGGAUAAGGAGGUAUAGCUUCCAGAGCCGCAACACCAUUAAAAUCUUCACUGGGAAGAAGGCCUUUUGUACACGCUGAGUGCUCUGUUGUAACGAGUGCCGUUGAGACCGAGCGUUAUCCGUGACUGAGAGAAACGGCACACCCGCUGAAUCCACACCUCAAGUGCCUGUGAUCCCGCAACACUAAGGGCCACUCCUAUUGGAGCACCUCUCUACAAGGAUUUACCUCCUUCAAGUCAUCAAUAUUUCCUCUUUGGAAAUCAGAGUUCAUAGAGCCUCACAGUCUUGUUGUCUGAAAAUGACGGCGGGCUUAACCAAACUUUCCAGUGGUGACUCUUUGGACUUCUCUGUGGCACAGACCCAAGUAUGAAGCUUCUCAUGUUUUCAAGGGCGAUAGUAGGCAAACUUCACUUAGCAUGGUGGCGAAGAGCAGCGAUUGCAUCCAAGACUUGCGAUGUAACGUCAGCAAAGAGAGGGAUAUCCGACAGACGACCACCCCACUUCAUCCGAGGAAUGCAGACGACCGCCAAGAAAAGGAAUCGUCUCGUACCUAGAGUUGGCGUUCGCAUUUGGAGAUUCAUGACAGGCCGCUGGUCGGUACAUUUGGAGAACGGCGCAGAAGACUGUUCGGAAGGCUGAUGGUGGCAUUACCUGCGUGCAAAUCACCUCAAGGUAGAAUCGAAAGAAAACAGAGCAGUGAUGACUCAUCCUGCACUACACAGAUUUUUUGUCCAAUCAGAUGCUCUCUCUUGAAGAAUGGCCCGCCCCCUUAGCCACAUACAACCGACUAGAAAUGGAGCAGUGAUGACUCAUCCAGCACUACAGAUUUUUGUCCAAUCAGAUGCUCUCUUGAAGGAGAACAUCCCGCCCCCUUAUGCUGCACACAACCGACUAGUAUAACACUGAUCUGGAGUCAGCACCCUCAACUAGUCGGUCAUGAGUUUUGCUCCGAGUCCGUUCACCCCCAUGGGCAUCCGCAGCAUUCAGGAGCAGCGGGACCGCUGGGAGAGGAAGAGGAGCUGCACGGCCCGCGAGCUAGUCCAGAGUGAACAAAGAUACUGCGAACAGCUGGAUCUAGUCGUCACGUACUUUGUGGAGAUCUUGAAGGCCAAAGGAACCCUCAGGCAGGACAUUAGAGAAAGCAUCUUCAGUUCAAUUAAAUCCAUUCAUUUAAUAAACCAGACCCUACUCACUCAUCUAGAACUGGGGAGAUUUGGCAUUGGGUUUGAGGAGUUUUGCACUCAUCUGCAGUUGUACAAUACGUACGUUGACAAUAUUCAGACGGCUAAAAAAGUCCUCAUGGUUCAGGUGAAGAAAAGCAAAGCCUUCAGACGGUUUAAAAAGCUCCAGGAGUCCAGGCCUGAGUUCAAUCAGCAGAAACUUGAGGAUUUGCUAACACUUCCUCUUCAGCGCAUCCAGCAGUACAAGCAUUUCUUGAGGGACUUGACAGAGAACACCAGUCCAGACAACCCAGAGUUUCAGCAGCUUUCAAAGGCAGUGAAAACCAUCUCAGAGGUCGCCCAGCGGAUCCAGGACAACGCUCGCAGCCAUGAGAACCACCUGCAGCUGCGCAGAGUCCAGAAACAGCUGAAGGGCCGAAAGACCAGAAUCCUGACUCCAGGGAGGUGGUACAUUCGGGAAGGCUGGCUAAAGACAGUGCCCCCUAAAGGCACGGAGGCAAAACCCAAGAUGUUUUACCUGUUCUCUGACAUCCUGCUCCAGGCCAAACCAUGCAGUCCCAUACAUCCUACCAAUCGGGAUAAGUUUAACUGCCAGCGAAUCUACCCAUUAAAGGAGUGCACAGUGGAUAAAGUCUUCGGCCACACCAAAAGCCAGGGAGGCCUUAUUAGUUUGACCUUCGCCAGGGCCAAACUGCUUCUAAUGUCCGAUGAUCAGGGGGACAUUAAUGAUUGGUACCGUAGCCUCUGUUUGGCUAUUGGGCAGCUGAAGUCAAAGAAUACAGUGGUGCACAGGAGAGACAAGCUGCGUAGGAAGCCAAUCAGAUCGGAUCCAGACAGUCAGAACACUCAAGAAUUACAGCAAACACGUGGAAUAAAAAGAACCAUGAUGUUGGAUGAAGAGGUUCGGGAACACAAAGAGGGUCAUAGCAGCAGUUCCAUCCCUUCAACUGGGGAAAGCGGCUACAGCGCCACCAAGAGGCUGAAGCCCAGUGAAGCUCCUGCUGCAAGACCACAGGAGUCUUCUGGAUCGAGCUGCGUCAUACUGUGAGGAGGUUCAUGUUCUGAAAAGAGCUGAAAGAUCUGCCCACAGAUGGAAGGAGCAGAGGUGAUUUAGGAUGAAUGCAAUGCAAUCUACAUCUACUACACUGCUGCAUUUUUUUCCAUAUGCCAAAAAAAUAUACUGCAAUGCAGUCUUAUUGCUUUUAAGCAUGUUGACUGUUUACAUUUUAAAGGUUUUUAUACUGAGAUGUCUUACUAUUUAAAGUGUAAUUCAAUGCAGUAUCACUCAGUUAUCACCAAUAAUGGCCAAAAUCUAACCAUUCUAUUAAAAAUUACAUAGACACAAAAACAUCAUGUAUAGUAACAGACUAUUUAUCUAGUCACACCAACUCUGAAUGUAUAUCACUAUAGUGCAAAACAAUGCUAUUAUUAGCACAUUUUUAAUAUGAAAUCAUUUAGUGCAAUAAGAUUUUUUGGUUUGCAUGAGAUUUUGCUCCAUUAUACACUGGAACAAAAGGGCAAACUGCUUUUAUAUACACUGAAUGUUGUUUUUAUUAUACUCUGCAAUACUUAAUGCAAAUAUAUGUAUUUUGUCUGCUUGUGUAAAUUAAACUUUUACUAUUAGAUCCA